Syngnathus acus (greater pipefish) is the source of this 5461-nucleotide messenger RNA. It is a transcript of the gene kdm5bb, whose product is annotated as lysine (K)-specific demethylase 5Bb. The record is from RefSeq and is a predicted model, not a curated record. The transcript has 28 exons. NCBI's taxonomy places the organism in Eukaryota, Metazoa, Chordata, Actinopteri, Syngnathiformes, Syngnathidae. Gene Ontology annotation, cellular component: nucleus. Gene Ontology annotation, molecular function: histone demethylase activity; DNA binding. Bases 185 to 4786 code for a protein of 1533 amino acids. Gene Ontology annotation, biological process: chromatin remodeling.
UUCACAGUGCGUGGAUGUGUGUGCGUGUGGACGUGUGUAUGUGUGUGUCAGCUGCCUCAUCUCUGUUGAUGUCGACUGGCUGCCACCGGGCCUGACGCUUAAUAACGGAAUAAAACACUCCCCCCCCAAUCUCUCACGCGGAGCCCCCUUCCCCGACAUCGUGACCUGACCCGUCCUGUUCGAAAUGAUGAGCCAGCCGCGACCGGGCGAGUUCAAGCCGCCUCCGGAGUGCCCGGUGUUCGAGCCCAGUUGGGAAGAAUUUGCAGACCCAUACGCUUUCAUCAAUAAGAUCCGUCCCAUCGCCGAGAAAACGGGCAUCUGCAAAGUCCGUCCGCCUCAGGGUUGGCACCCUCCAUUUGCUUGCGAUGUUGACAGACUUCAUUUUGUUCCUCGGAUCCAGAGGCUCAAUGAACUGGAGGCUCAGACAAGAGUUAAACUCAAUUUUUUGGACCAGAUUGCCAAAUUCUGGGAUUUGCAGGGAUGUUCCCUAAAGAUUCCCCACGUGGAGAGGAAGAUUUUGGAUUUGUACCAGCUAAACAAGUUAGUAGCGGAGGAAGGCGGAUUCGACAUUGUCUGUCGGGACAGACGUUGGACCAAGAUUGCCAUGCAGAUGGGCUUUGCCCCUGGGAAAGCUGUUGGCUCACACUUGCGAGGGCAUUAUGAGAAAACACUCUACCCCUACAAUCUCUUUCAAAGUGGUGCAAAUCUGUUGACGCCAGAGGCAGCUUCCAAACUGAUGCGUUUGGAGGCUGAUCCUGAGCUCGAAAAGUGUGUUCAAAAGCCUGUCCAUCCCGAGGAAAGUGCAGAGAGUAUGGCACAGGUUGACACCAAAGAGCACAAACCGCCCGAGCCACUUCCGAGGCAGCCCAUCCAGACGCCCAAUUCUUGCCCUAAUGCUCGCAGAGGAAAACGCAUGAAGUAUGAGUCUGUAUGUGUGAAGACCGAACCAGGCGAGCCAGGCGAGAAUCGUCCAAACUUGAGGAGGAGGAUGGGCUCUUUUGUUGCCAAGCCGGAACCAGAAAAGGAGAUUCCCAUUCAAGUAAAACUGGAACCAGUUGAAAUCAAGGAACCAGUUAUUGAGGAGGACAAAUUCAAGCAACGCUACAAAAAAUACCUCCCACCUCUUCCUCCGAAUCCAGUGGAUCUGGUGGUGUGUCUGGUUUGUGGCAGUGGGGGAGACGAAGACCGCUUGUUACUAUGUGACGGUUGUGAUGACAGCUACCAUACUUUUUGCCUCAUCCCCCCUCUGACCGACAUCCCCAGAGGAGAUUGGAGGUGCCCCAAGUGUCUGGCUCAGGAAUGUAGCAAGCCUCAUGAAGCGUUUGGCUUUGAGCAAGCUUACAGGGACUACUCCCUUCGGGCUUUUGGGCAAAUGGCAGAUGCAUUCAAAUCAGAUUAUUUUAACAUGCCAGUUCAUAUGGUACCUACAGAGUUAGUGGAGAAAGAAUUCUGGCGCUUGGUGGGAGCCAUCGAGGAGGAUGUUACUGUCGAAUAUGGAGCUGAUAUUGCGUCAAAGGAGUUUGGGAGCGGAUUCCCCAUUCCCAAUGGAAAAUUUAAGGUUUCUCCUGCUGAUGAAAAAUACCUCAAGUGUGGGUGGAACCUCAACAACAUGGCAAUGAUGAAUCCAUCCGUCCUCACACACGUGACAGCGGACAUCUGUGGAAUGACAUUGCCGUGGCUUUACGUUGGCAUGUGCUUCUCCUCCUUCUGUUGGCACAUCGAGGACCACUGGAGCUACUCCAUCAACUACCUCCACUGGGGGGAGCCCAAAACCUGGUACGGAGCGCCCGGGUUUGCUGCAGAGCAGUUAGAAGCCGUGAUGAAGAAACUAGCCCCAGAACUGUUUGAGUCUCAGCCUGACCUCUUGCACCAGCUGGUCACCAUCAUGAAUCCUAAUACCCUGAUGGCCCACGGUGUCCCGAUUUAUAGAACGAAUCAGUGCGCUGGAGAAUUUGUCGUCACGUUUCCCAGAGCCUACCAUAGUGGCUUCAAUCAAGGCUUCAACUUUGCCGAGGCAGUCAACUUCUGCACGGUUGAUUGGAUGUCUCUCGGUAGGCAAUGUGUGAAUCACUAUCGCACGCUACACCGGUACAACGUCUUCUCCCACGACGAGAUGGUGUGCAACAUGGCAGCAAAAGCAGAGACGCUCGAUGUGGUUCUGGCAUCUGCUGUCCAUAAGGACAUGGCCGUCAUGAUCCUGGAAGAGCAGGAAUUAAGGGGAAAAGUGUCAAAAAUGGGCUUAGUGCAGUGGCAGGAGGCAAAAUACGAUCAUCUGCAGGAUGACGAGCGACAGUGCGCCAAGUGCCGGACCACCUGUUACCUCUCUGCCAUCACCUGUCCCUGUAGCCCAGGAGUACUGGUCUGUCUGCAUCACAUCACUGACCUGUGCUCCUGCCCGGUUACCAACUACACACUGAAUUACAGAUACACACUGGAGGACCUGUUGCCCAUGAUGAAUGCCUCGAAGCAGCGUGCCGAACAGUAUGAUGCAUGGGCCUCACGCGUGUCAGAGACUCUGGAAGCUAAACUGGAAAAGAAGAAAGGCUUGCCAGUUUUUCGCACUCUCCUUGCUGAGUCUGAAGGCUUCCCUGAAAACGACCUUCUGCGUCGGUUGCGUACGGUCACCCAAGAUGCAGAGAGGUGCUCCUCAGUGGCACAGCAGCUGUUGAAUGGGAAAAGGCAAACCAGGUAUCAAUGUGGCGUGGGGAAAUCACGCAGCCAGUUGACCGUGGAGGAGCUUAGUUCGUUUGUGAGGCAGCUGUAUAACCUCUCCUGCAGCCUCACUCAAGCCCCCUUGUUGAAGGAACUCUUGAAUCGCAUUGAAGACUUCCAGCAGCACAGUGAGAAGGUCCUGGCCGAUGAUGCUCCCAGCGUGGCAGAGAUCCAGAGCCUGUUAAAUGUCAGCUUUGACUUUGACGUGGACCUGCCUGAGCUGUCGCGCUUGAGGGAGCGACUAGAACAGGCCCGCUGGCUGGAGGGAGUGGAGCAAGCCAGCGUCCAGCCCGCAAGUUUGACUUUGGAAACCAUGCGAAGACUCAUCGACCAAGGCGUGGGCUUGGCACCUCACUCGUCCGUGGAGAAAGCCAUGGCACAGCUUCAGGAGCUCUUGACGGUGUCGGAGCACUGGGAGGACAAGGCGAGCAGUCUUCUGAAAGCCAGACCGCCUCACUCCAUUGAGACCCUGAGUGCUGCAGCCGAGGAGGUUUCUGGCAUCUCCUCUCACCUUCCUAACUGCCUCCUUCUGAAAGACACCAUCCGAAAAGCUCUAGAGUGGCUUCAGGAAGCAGAGGAGCUUCAGGCUAAUGACCGUGUACUUAUGUUGGACGACCUAUCUGACAUGGUGCUACGAGGCCAAGCCAUUCAAGUUCAUCUGGAGCCCUUAGACAGACUUGAGACUUUAAUGGCAGAAGUACAAGAGUGGAAAGAAUCUGCUGCUUCCAUUUUCCUUCAAAAAGACACAGCCCGUACCCUGCUUGAGGCUUUGUGUCCAAGAUGUGAGGUUGGAAAUGAAGAUUCUCCCAAGAGGAAGGCCAAAAAAGGGAAGGAAUCAUCGAAGAGUAACAAGAAGAAAACUCUCAGGCUCAACACUGUCAGUGAUGUGGAGAAAGCGCUUUCAGAGGCCAAAGAUUCUGCCUCUGUCAAUGCGACUCUGGAGGCGCUGCGGGUCAGGGAGAUGGAGGCCUUCUGUCAUCUGAGAGUGGCAAACGAGUCAAAGCUCCUCCCCACUGCCGACUGCACCGACUUGAAAGUGUGCGUCUGUCAGAAGGCGCUGAUGGGAGCAAUGCUGCAGUGUGAACUCUGCAGGGACGCCUUCCACAGCGUUUGUGUCAGGGACCAAUCAGACCUCAGCGAGACACCGCCGUGGCUGUGUCCCCAGUGCCAGAGAUCCAGAAAACCGCCACUGAACAAAGUUCAGCCUCUGCUCGCAUCCCUAAGGCGAAUCAGAGUUCGACUGCCCGAGGGGGACGCGCUGCACCACCUGGUUGAGAGGACAGUUAACUGGCAACAUCGCGCACAGCAGAUUCUACAGUCUUGCCAUUUGACAGAACUGGAAAAUGGAGCCCAAACGCCCCCAAUUCUGACCCGUUGUGCAUCAGACCCCUCCGACACUUACACUAACUCUCAGGCCCCGUUUUUAACUCCAGAGUGGAACAAGACAAAUCAUGCUCAGACUGUCUUUUAUACCGAGCAGAGAUGCAUUCCACUGCAAGGCUUGAAUCAGGAUCUGGAGGAGCUGAUGGUGGAAGGUCUCCUCCUGCAGGUAUCACUGCCAGAAGUCCAGACCCUACACCAUGUUUUAUUGGACAGAGCCACGAGCCAGCACACAAUGUCUCCAGCGCGGGACGACACCAACAAACAUGUUCAGUUUCAGUCUCAGGGAAAAAAACUUAACCAGGAUACUAUUGGGAGGGACUCUCUAAUGGUGCCAGAGAAGAAAGCAAAAAGGCAUUUGGCUGUCAACGGAGAGCGCAGGGCAAGGGACAGAAAGCAUUCUCACAAAAGACAGAAGAUAAACCAAAAGGAAUUACAGCGCAGGCCAACCUCCAACUCGUCCUCGCCGCGUUCCGAUAUCUCACAGUCUGACGAGUCUGAUGAGGAUAUGGCCGCGUGUCCCGCGGAGAGAUGCCAGCUUCCUGAGGGAAAUGAGGUGGACUGGGUCCAGUGUGACGGCAGCUGCAACCAGUGGUUUCACCAAGUGUGCGUUGGCGUUACGACUGAAAUGGCGGAGAAGGAGGACUACAUUUGUGUCCAAUGUGCACUGAGCAACUCGUGCAUGACGGAAUAAAGAGACCCUCCUAAAUGACGGUUGUUUGGGGUACCAGCGGUUUCGCCCUCACCCUCGGCUCGUUUGUCCAGCCCUUUUGUAACAAUGGUGCUAUCUUCUCUCUCACUUGUCCAGAACUAUAAUUGUUUAGUUAUUUUUUUUGUAUUUUUACAUGCAUAAUAUAUAUAUUUACUUAUAAAUUGUGGCAGUCAAAAUGACACAAAAAAAAAAAAGCAGGAUGUAAUGUGUAUUGCAUGGAUGCCAUUACAUGGACGUAAAACACACUUCGAACACACCCAGUUAAAAUUUAAAUGGUUGAUCCAGGUUUAAUAUUUUCUUCUUUCGAGCCUCAUUGCAUGCCUAGCAAGAUUUUAUGAUAUUGGAGCCAAGGUUUUAUUCCUGUCCCCUCCCUUUUUAGUCAAGUGUUUAGUACAUGCAUCUUAAUUUCCAUUUUUUGUAGAAUAGUUUUAUUUAUCUGAGCAAUAAUUUCUGUCCAAUUUGACAAAUGGAUCUCCGGGGGAUUGUUGCUGUCAUAGCUAUGUUGUGAUGUACAGAAGGGGACUCUGUGCACCUGCAGCAAUGGCGUGAAAGAAAAGACUGCUCACAUGUACAGAUGGCAGUGUGUAACUUGGUAUAGAAUACUUGGUGUGGAAUUGGCAUAGUUUAUAUUGUGGAAUAAAUUCAUUUUGUUCUAUG